CAGCCGUCAUGUCUGUGAUCUUGUCGGCUGCUACUUUUCUCCCCCCAUUCUCUCCCUCAUGGAUCCUCGCCGCCUUGCUUUUCAUCUCCGCGUUCUUCUUCCUCCGGCGGCCACCUAAGAGGAAGAUCCGAAUCCCCUCGCCGCCGACACUCCCUCUCAUCGGAAACCUGCACCAGCUUGGCCCCCUCGCUCAUCGCUCCAUGCGGACUCUCUCCGCCAAACACGGCCCCGUCAUGCUCCUCUACUUCGGCCCCAUCCCAACCGUCGUAGUCUCCUCCCCUGCUGCCGCAGAAGACGUGAUGAAGACCAACGACCACGCCUUCUCUAGCCGCCCCGACACCAGCUUGGCCGACCGCCUCUUCUACGGCGCGCGCGAUAUCGCCCUGUCCAAGUACGGGGAGUACUGGCGGCGGGUGCGCCGCAUCUGCGUCGUGCACCUGCUCAGCCCCAAGCGUGUCCACUCCUUCCGCUUCGUCAGAGCAGAGGAGGCGUCCCGCCUCGUAUCCACCGUCCGCUGCGCCUGCGCAGCCAGCAGUCCGGUGAAUGUCACUGAGCUGAUCUCCGCCUUCACGUGCGACGUGCUUUGCCGGGUGUUGUUUGGGAAGAAGGGGGAGGGAGGCGGGAGAGCAGAGCUCUCUCUCCACACCCAUGUGGUUGAGGCGGUGGGCGGCUCAUUUCCGAUGCGUGACUUCUCGCCCUGGCUCGCAUGGCUCGACUGGUUAAGUGGAUUGGAUGCGAAGGUGAAAAAGGCAUCGUCAGACUUCGACGCCUUCGUGGAGAAGAUACUCAAGAGUGCCAACAAGGAGCACGAGAGCGAUAGGAUCAUCUUCUCCGAUGAUCACGAUGCUCGCAGAACCGACAUGGUCGAUGUGUUGCUCUCUCUGCGCAACGACAGCAGCGAUUCACUCAGCCGGGAAAGUAUAAAGGCCGUCAUUUUGGACAUGUUCACCGCCGGGACUGAUACAACCAACACGACCAUAGACUGGGCGAUGGCGGAACUCAUCAGGCACCCAAAAACCAUGGCCAAGGCUCAAGAAGAGAUCAGACAAAUAGUUGGAUGGAAAGAGGAGGUUGGAGAGGAGACAGUGCAGGGAAUGCCGUACUUGAAGGCGGUGAUCAAGGAGACGCUAAGGUUGCAUCCUCCUGCUCCCAUACUUUUCCCGAGAGAGUCGAUGGAGGACGCCCGAGUGUUGGGUUAUCACGUCCCGAAAGGUACGAGGAUGGUGGUCAACGCUUGGGCGAUCGGCAGGGACCCGGCCUCGUGGGAGGAGGCCGAGGAGUUUCGUCCCGAGAGGUUCUUGAACAGCAAAAGCUUCGAUUUUAAAGGGCUGGAUUUCGAGUUUAUACCGUUCGGAUCGGGGCGAAGAGGUUGUCCUGGAAUUGACUUUGCAAUCGUCACCACCGGACUUGCGCUCGCCACUCUGCUCUACCAUUUCGAUUGGGAGCUGCCCGAGGGAGUGAAAGAGGAGGAGAUGGACAUGACUGAAUCGCCGGGGUUUUCGCUCAAGCGGAAAUCCAAUCUGAUCCUUAUAUCCGAUCAGUCCGUCGACCUAUCUAGACUUCGUAUCAGCUAUCCAGUCGGCCUGUUAACCUAGCUGGAUUUCCUGUCAGAUAUCCGGUCAGUCUGUCGAUCUAUCUGAACUUUUCCUGCACACUUAAUUAAAUGGUUAUAUCACAACAAAAUCUAACUUAAUUUACUUGUCAUUUAUCAAAACUUGAGUUAAAUCAUUAGUGUAAACUGUAUCAACAGAAACAACCUUGCUCAAUAUAUCUCUAGAAAGGUCAAGUCCUCAUGGACUCUGAACGUAAGGAUUGAGAACAACCUCGCUAGGUAUAUCCCUGAAAAGGUCACGCCCUCAUGAACUUCGAAGGAAAGAAUUGGAAACAAUCUCAUUAGAUAUAUCCUCAAAAAGAUCAAGUCCUCAUGGACUCUGAAGACAAGGAUUGGAAACAAUAUUGCUGGGUACAUCCCCAAAAGGGCUAAAUCCUCAUGGACUCCUGUGGCAAGGAUUGAGAACAACCCCAUUGGGGGUACAUCCCCAGAUAGGUCAAGUCCUUAUGGACUUCGAAGGCAAGGAUUGAGAACAACUCAUAUCCCUAGAAAGGUCAAGUCUUCAUGGAUUCUAAAGACAAGAAUUACGAACAACUCUGCUGGGUGCAUCCCUGAAAAGGUUACACCCUGUUUGGAAUCCUAUGGAAUUAAAUUCCUAUGAUAAUUGGAAUUCAAUUUCAUAGUUUGGAAUGAAUUUUUGAGAUGAAUUUGAUAUGGAAUUCAAUUCCAAUUCCAUUUAAAACGUGAACAGCAAAUCAGACCUCAAAUGAUCCGAUUUGGAUAGGGAAUUUACCAUGAACAAUUAAAAUUACUUAAUUGCUCUUUUAACUUAAAACCCUUUUUUCCAUCUGUCGACUCUCUUUUUCUCCUGCCUUUCUCCCAUGCGUCGUUUCUCCUUGCGCCGAAAACUUCUCCUUACACCGUUUCUCCCAUGCGCCACCUUCUUCCCGUCGCCACCGCUGCAUCAUCAAUCGGAGGUAUGGAUGUUGUUGAUUUUAUGCUUCAUUGGUUUUGGCCCUUGUUUUGUUUUGUGCUUUAUUGGUUUUACCUUUAUUUGAUUUUGUUCCGUGUCUUUGUGGCUUUGUUUGGUUUUGGUUUUGGUCUUUUUGCCACUGUUUCUCUAGGAAAGAACUUAUUAUGAUGUGUUUGUCGCUGGCAAAAUAGCAUUACUUGGAAGCAUGUAGUUCUUUUUACUCUGUUCCUUCAAUAUGUCUCACACGUAACACUUCUUUGCCCAUUGGUUGUUUAUCUACAUAUUCUGAUUUUACAAUGAGUUUGAUCUAUACCCAUUAUAUCCACUUGGCAAAGUUAUUUAGAACAAACUGUGAUGCGAUAAUUAACUAUGUAUGUUCUCAGUUGGCGGCUGCCAUUUUACAAAAUCUAUUUUUCUUCGGUAUUUUAUGUUUUUAACGAAGCAAUAUAAGGUCAACUUCUUCUUUGGCCGUGAAAUACAAUAUUUGAUGUUUAUAUUUUAGUUUGAUAAAUGUGAAUGUUGUAGGAUGUUUUC
Molecule: messenger RNA, 3059 nt
Organism: Zingiber officinale
Lineage: Eukaryota; Viridiplantae; Streptophyta; Magnoliopsida; Zingiberales; Zingiberaceae
Product: cytochrome P450 71A1-like
Exons: 4
Coding region: 9-1595 (528 amino acids)
Molecular function (GO): monooxygenase activity; heme binding; iron ion binding
Source: RefSeq, a predicted model, not a curated record